Molecule: messenger RNA, 3547 nt
Organism: Desarmillaria tabescens
Lineage: Eukaryota; Fungi; Basidiomycota; Agaricomycetes; Agaricales; Physalacriaceae
Exons: 11
Coding region: 103-3432 (1109 amino acids)
Molecular function (GO): cytoskeletal protein binding; identical protein binding; ubiquitin binding
Source: RefSeq, a predicted model, not a curated record
CUGGUAGUAGUAGUACGGCCAGUACGGCGCUACGGGUCAUAUAUUUGGUGAUGGCAGCGGUGGUAUCCCAAUCGGGAGGCUCGACUCUCACAUCAUCACUUCAUGGCCAACGACCUCGACAAGUACCUCGCGGUGCUCAAGGCCGCCUACGAUUAUACGCCUCAGUCCGACGACGAGAUAGAAAUAAAGGAAGACCAGAUUCUCUUUCUCAAGGAGCGGGUCGACGACGAUUGGUGGAAGGUCAAGGUCAAAGGCACAUCCCAGGACGACGAUAGCCCCGUUGGCCUUGUUCCGGCUGCAUAUGUUGAACAGGCCGACCAUACAUCGGUCGUAAAGGCCGUGUACGACUACACCGCUGCCGCUCCCGGUGAAGUGUCCAUGACAGAAGAUGAGAUUUUGCUCGUGUUUGAUACAGAGGAUGAGUGGCUUCUCGUGCAAAGCAAGACCGGUGACAAGGCCGGAUACGUCCCUGCCAACUAUGUCGAAGCAUGCAGCGAGGAUGCAGAGGAAGAAGAACCUGCGGCACCCCAGCAAAUCAUAGUUCCCCCAUCGCCUCCACGGCCCGUCAGCACAUACGUCGACCCUGCCGACAGAGUUGCAUCGACAAAGGUGACGGCGGACGACAUCCAAACCUGGUCGGUGUCUGAGGUCGAUAAGAAAGGGAAGAAGAUGAAAGGUACUUUGGGCAUCGGGAACGGCGCCGUGUUCUUUGCUAGUGAAACCAGCAAGGCUGCGGUACAGAAGUGGCAAACCGGUCAUAUUGUCAACAUAAGUACAGAAAAGUCCAAACACGUCCACUUCGAUGUGGAAGGGCCGAAUCCAACAAGCCUUCAUUUCAGUGUUGGGUCAAGAGAUAAUACGGAGGCUAUAGUAGCGAAACUUGAAUCUUCCAGAGCUCUUGCUGUAGAACCUCCUCAGGAUCCGGAGGAACCUGAACCCGAACCUGAACCAGUUGUCGAGGAACCGCCCAAGAAGCCUUCGGUGCAUUUUUCGAACCACUCUCCUGUCAUUAUUCCACCGCGCCCAAGUGAACCUUCUGAUGACGAACAAGAAACGGAGGCCCAGGGAUCAGCAGGUGUUGCUUUGUAUGAUUUCACAGCUGCUGGAGACGACGAGCUGUCUGUCAAAGAGGGAGAACAACUCACAAUUGUAGAGAUGGAUGAAGAAGACUGGUGGAAAUGUCGUAAUGCAAAAAACCAAGAAGGCAUGGUUCCAUCAUCAUACUUAGAACUCACCUCAAAGAGUGGCCCAUCCCCGCCACGUUCGCGUUCUCCAGAACCGGAGCCUGGGGAGGAAGAUGAUACAGAAGCUCGUGAGGCAGAGGAGCGUGCCGCUGCUGAGGCUGCUGCUGCUGCUGCCGCCGCCGCGCAGGCAGAAGUACGUGCCAAACGCGAAGAAGAAAAGAAGAAAGAAGAGGCGCGAAGACGAGCUCGAAUAGCAGCAGAGCAGGCUGAUGCGAAACGAAAAGAACGACAGGCAUCUCGUACAGCGUCUACACCACCUCCUUCCAAACCGAGUACUGACAGCUCAAGUAGUUCAAGUAGACCGUCAGCAGACCUGGGUCGUCCCCCUGCAGACCGCGUUCGUGUUUGGCACGACCGGACUGGACAGUUCCGCGUCGACGCUGCUUUCGUGGGCAUGAACAACGGCAAAUUACGAUUACAUAAACUGAAUGGAGUUAUUGUCGAGGUGCCAUCGGAAAAGAUGUCUCACGAGGAUAUGCGCUACGUCGACAAACUGACCAGCAAGAAAUCCAGACCACCAGCCAACCACAAGGUGUCCGAAGACGACAUUCCUAUUGGUGUACAGUAUCCGAAUGCUGCCAACGGCAAAGUAGCGCGUGCGCCUCAAGGACCAAAGAAACCGACAGUUGAUUGGUUCAAGUUCUUCCUGGACGCUGGCUGCGAUAUGGACGAUUGCACUCGUUAUUCUACUUCAUUUGAGCGAGAGAGGAUGGACGAGGCCGUGUUGCUUGAUACGUCUGAAGCAACGUUACGUUCUUUGGGUCUUCGAGAAGGCGAUAUCAUCCGAGUCAUGAAGGCCGUUGAAAAGCGCAAAGGCAAGACUAACGGAGAGGGCGAUCAGGUGCGCAGCGACGAGGAGAUGGCCAAGCAACUUCAUGCAGAGAUUAAUGGUACUAAACCUGCUCCAAAUAUUUUCACUGGACCUGGUGGUGCAUUGAAGACGCAGGUACGACGCGGGAGACCGCAGCCCAGCAAGAGUCUCCCACCUGCUACGGUUGAUCUAAAGUCAAUUGGUAGCGUUGUGGGUAACAUUACGGGAGUGGAACGAACAGCUUCACCACAGCUUCUCAGUCCUGCUUCCGGCACUGCGGUGCAACCUCCUCCGCGGGCAAGUUCGGCAGCACCGGUUGUCAGCGGUUUUGAUGACGAUGCAUGGACAAAUAGGCCUAGUUCAACGAAGCCAUUGACUCCUGCUAGUCCAGCUGCCGCGGUACGAGCGCCUUCGGCACCACCUCCUACUACUACAGCUACCCCUGCAGCGCCCGCAAACCCUCCUUCUACCUCACAGCCCCCUGUCACAGCUACAUCUACUGGUCAUGGUCUCGCCAAGACAACUGAGUCUGAUAUCUUUGAUCAGCUGUCGCGUUUGAGCGAGUUGAGGAAGAAUACACCUGCACCUCAAUCCACUCCUACACCACCCGCUACUGUUGCAUCUCCCACGAGCUACCGUUCAGGUUUGGGCAUGGGGUCAUCUCCUGCGCCAAUAGGACAACAUCUACAGAAUCAGCAAUCUGGAAUGUUGCCUCAGGUGACACCACCACCUGCACAACCUUACAAUGGUCCUCGAGGUCCAUUUGCUCCUGUCCCUGCUAAUCAUGGCCUGUUGCAACCUCUUAUACCCACACAAACGGGGUUCAAUAGCUUCAUUCCUACACGUUCUACCGGCGCUGCCGUAUCUCCGUUCGGGAAUAACUCCUCAUCACCAUCUUUCUUGACAUCUCAGCCGACGGGAUUCCCUGCCCAGCAGCCACAAAUAAUGUCGCAGCCAACUGGGUUCCCUGUUACUCAGCCUAUGAUGUCGCAGCCGACAGGAUUCCCUGGUGUUCAACAGCCAAAUCAGCCUCAACUCACAGGUAUGCCCUUCGGCGGAUUUAAUGGUGGUAGCCCCUUCUCAAAUGGAGGCAUGGGUACUGUUAUGUCGAAUCCAACAGGUAUGAACCCUGGCUUCGGCCAAUUUGGUAAUGGAAUGUCUUCGCCGCCACCAGUACCUCCACUACCGAAUAACAACAACACGAACAACACCAAUCCAGCCAAUAUUUUCGCGCAAAUGAAAUCCGGUACUUUUGCUCAGGAUAACGAACCGCGAUCUGCAGCCGCAUACGACGCUCUUCGAACAAACCCGAUCCAAGCACAGCCAACUGGCUGGGGCAAUUUUGGAAGUUCUCCAUACGUGGGAUACCAACGGUGACAGUAACUUACGAUUUUGGAUCGAGUGGAUGGAAAUGUGCAUUCUUAGUGAUCGCUAACGUUUUAGUAAUUCGACAAAUAUAUAACAUAUAUUCAGUUUGGACUUGUGAAACCAC